This is a messenger RNA of Guillardia theta CCMP2712, 528 nucleotides long. RefSeq lists its product as hypothetical. The coding region runs from base 1 to 528 and encodes 175 amino acids. The record is from RefSeq and is a predicted model, not a curated record. NCBI's taxonomy places the organism in Eukaryota, Cryptophyceae, Pyrenomonadales, Geminigeraceae. The transcript is spliced from 7 exons. Gene Ontology annotation, molecular function: protein binding.
AUGGAGGGGAUGGGGAACGAGAAGGAGAGAUUUUGUCUCCUUCAAGGCAGCGGGGACAACAAGGCUAUCAGGUUGAACGACAACUUUCCAUUCACCUUUGGAAGAGAUCGAUGCAACAGUUUACAGAUCAGAGAUCGAUCGAUCUCGAAACAACAUCUCACAGUUUCAUGGGCGUCAUAUUUUGACAUGAAUGAGAAGAGUGGCUUUGUGUUACAGGAAAAUGACAUCUUCUCUACUGCCAACAUCUUUGCCACACCCAACAUAGAUGAGAAAGAAAACAACUCAAACAUGAAAUAUCAGAGCCAUGAGAUCUUCACUUUCAAGGCGGUUGAUUCAUACAGUGUGAGUUCUUCUGGACCAGCAGGAAUCAAGACAGGGGUGGACAACAAGGCAAGAGAGACACGCACCUCUGAUAGAGAAAUCGUCUUCAAGCGGAGAAUUCCUCUUUCAUCUUUGAGAGACCGCAAUGACUCAGUCUUCAGCGACAUUCCCCCUCCACCACCACGACCAGAUACUCCGCUAGGAUAG